This is a messenger RNA of Manis pentadactyla (Chinese pangolin), 2756 nucleotides long. RefSeq names its product DnaJ heat shock protein family (Hsp40) member C18 (gene DNAJC18). The record is from RefSeq and is a predicted model, not a curated record. Gene Ontology annotation, biological process: cellular response to misfolded protein. Gene Ontology annotation, molecular function: Hsp70 protein binding. Gene Ontology annotation, cellular component: endoplasmic reticulum membrane. NCBI's taxonomy places the organism in Eukaryota, Metazoa, Chordata, Mammalia, Pholidota, Manidae. The transcript is spliced from 8 exons. Bases 60 to 1136 code for a protein of 358 amino acids.
GCGCUUUCAGCAUCUCGGGCGCGGCUGAGUCUCCGCAGACCAGAUCACUAAGAAGGGAUAUGGCCGCGACUCUGGGCAGCGGGGAGCGCUGGACAGAAGCUUACAUUGAUGCAGUUAGAAGAAACAAAUACCCAGAAGACAGACCUCCUGAAAGUCACGACCCCUGUGGUUGCUGUAAUUGCAUGAAGGCACAAAAGGAAAAGAAGUCUGAGAAUGAAUGGAAUCAGACCCGGCAGGGUGAGGGGAGUGCCACGUAUACUGAGGAGCAACUUCUUGGGGUACAAAGGAUCAAGAAAUGCAGAAAUUACUAUGAAAUUCUGGGAGUUUCUCAAAAUGCCAGUGAUGAGGAGCUUAAGAAAGCUUACCGAAAACUUGCCCUGAAAUUUCACCCUGACAAGAACUGUGCUCCUGGAGCAACAGAUGCUUUCAAAGCAAUAGGAAAUGCCUUUGCAGUCCUGAGCAAUCCUGACAAGAGACUCCGCUAUGAUGAAUAUGGAGAUGAGCAGGUGACUUUCACUGCCCCUGGAGCCAGACCUUAUAAUUAUUACAGGGACUUUGAAGCCGACAUCACUCCAGAAGAGCUAUUCAACGUCUUCUUUGGAGGACAUUUUCCCACAGGAAAUAUUCAUAUGUUUUCAAACGUCACAGACGAUUCCCACUAUUACCGCCGGCGGCACCGACAUGAGAGGACACAGACACAGAAGGCAGAGGAGGAAGAUAAGCCUCAGACUACGUAUUCUGCAUUUAUUCAGUUACUUCCAGUUCUUGUGAUUGUGAUUAUAUCUGUCAUUACUCAGCUGCUGGCUGCUAAUCCCCCAUAUAGUCUAUUCUAUAAAUCGGCCUUGGGCUACACCAUUUCUAGGGAAACCCAAAACCUGCAGGUGCCUUACUUUGUGGACAAAAACUUUGACAAGGCCUACAGAGGAGCCUCUCUGCGUGACCUGGAAAAGACGAUAGAGAAGGAUUACAUUGAUUACGUCCAGACGAGUUGUUGGAAGGAGAAACAACAAAAGUCGGAGUUGACAAAUUUGGCAGGAUUAUACAGAGACGAACGAUUGAAAGAGAAAGCAGAGUCGCUGAAACUUGAAAACUGUGAAAAACUCUCCAAGCUUAUCGGCCUACGCAGAGGUGGCUGACAGGAUGAUAGUCCUACACAGGGUUGGGGUUUUGCUACUGGUUCCUAUUGAUGUUCCUAAUUCCAUUUUAUAAUACAAAAUUAGGAAAUGAUGAACACUUUACAAUUUGCUAACUUUGGUGGGCGGAGUUGGAGGCACUGGAGCCUGGAGCCAGGCUUGUCAGCACAGACUCCUUCCGGGGGACCGGCCCCAGGGGCUAGGAACAGUUCAUCUAAAUUGAAUGAAAGGCAAAGCUUUUGAUUCAGCCCCCCUGCUCCGUGCCUGCCCGGCCUCGGCCUCGAGGAAUGUAAUUCAGGGCAUCCCAGAGCAGGUCCGUGUUUUCAUCCUUCUUGCCUUCUUCAGUUAAGUCUCAGUACCCAGUCAUCCCCAGGCGUAGCCAAAGCAGCUUAGCAUUAGCUGUUCACAGCAUGCACCGAGAAUGAUGCCUCCCUUCUCUGAGUCCUCGUCCUCCCCAGGAUUCAGGGGACCUGCUGCUACUCACCUUUCCAUUCUCUAAGGGCAAUCCGGAGAAAUGGAAACUGUUGUAGUCAGUAGUCUUUUAUUUGCCUAAUCUCUGUUCAGAGUUAACCAGCAUUAGCAAGCUGCCUGAUUUGAGCUUUUUAUUUCCCUAACCCUCUCGUAGAGGGUCCAGAAAUUAAAAGCUGUUGAGUGAAACAGUUCAGUGGACAACUCAGCAGCAGGAAGCAGGGACAGGGUGAAGAUUAAAUACAGCACUGAGUCUCAGCUUCUAAGUGCAUUCCCCGGUGCAUCAAAGAACCCAGAGAAUGUCCUUUUCUGUCAUUUCCCCUUGCAGCGUCACACUUGAGCUGAAUCCCUAUACCCCACAGAGGUACUGUGGUCAGACCGAAGAGGAGGCCCUGCCAGCCAACCGGGCUGUCUGCUCAAGCCUAGAGAGAGAGGGGAAAGACCCUCUUUCUGUGGCCAUGAGGGUCUGGUGUUGGCCCCAGCAGUCACUUUGUUUAACCCUGUGCCCUGUAGAGUAUGGUAGGAGAUGCUCUUUCAUAUAGUCAGCAUUUGCUGACUGCCUGGUGUUAAGCAGGGGCACUCAUGUACAUUUUCUUAACAACUCUGUGAAGUAGACGUUUGCCCCUGUUUCUGUGAGUGAAAACAUGGGCCCAGAUAAGGUGAAUGGUUGACCUGGGUCACACAAGUGGUACUGGCAUAACUAGAUAGUAGGCUGAUUAUCAAGUACAGGUGUGAGGCCAUCCCCAUUUCUCAGGUGAUUCUAACCAGAUUGGUAAAGAAGAAUCUUUCCCAAGGAUGUCCCUGUCCCCCAGACUCUUUGACCCUGUGUCCUUUUUAUGGCAGUCCUACAUUUACUCGGGACAUCUUCUCUAUUGGUCUUUAGAAAGCAAGAUCCUCUCUAUACUAAUUUUGUAUAUAAACAAGAGGUCUGUCAAAGACAGGCCACUGCUGACAAGGAAGAGGUAAGUUGUUACCUGGGCUCCGUGAUUCUGGGCCUUCCUGCAAAGAUGAACUGCCGCAAUUGAGCUGCACAGAUUAUCAUGAAUCUGAACCUGGAAGGAUCAGUAGGGGACUGUAGUCUACACUCCAUGUUUUCUUCUGAAUGGAAGAAAAGUUCCUAGUGGAAAGAGUCUACAUUAAAACUGAUUUCCAAAA